Molecule: messenger RNA, 602 nt
Organism: Amoebophrya sp. A120
Lineage: Eukaryota; Dinophyceae; Syndiniales; Amoebophryaceae
Source: the annotation of a GenBank genome assembly
GAAAAACGAGAUCUGCGUCAAGCUCCUUAACAGCCAAGCAGAUCUCUCUAGUGGAUCUGGUGCUGCGUCCGCGACGUCCAAUUGUACAAGCUUGCUGUCCAGUAUUUUGCGCCGCUUCGAAACGGAGUUGAAGCACGGCGUAGAGCUGCAGCCCCCAGCUCCAAAGAAGAACAGACUCGACGGGUCUUCUAACCACGCGGAGGUGGACCACGUAGAGGAAGACAUCGAACCAAUCUUGCAAGGUGGCAUCGGGUCGGUUGUAGUCGGUUGUGAGCAUAACUUGCUUCAACAUAUGAAAACACGCAACUUGUUUCCCUCCCCCUCAUUAGCAUGGCCAUGGCGUGAGCAGCAUCACAGACGACAUAAGAAAUGAUCAAAAUGUACUUAGUGCCUACUGCGUACUGAAAAAUUGUCCUAGCAGGAACUUCAGUGCGGUUCGGGAUGCGGGAAACUGUCACACAAAGUGAAGAUGCGCGCACGCAGCAACAGCAUGUGGAAUUGUUCUGCUUUUGCAUGACAUCAGUCGAGUGGGACGAGGAGGAGUUGUGCACUCUCAUACAGCAGGAUAGUACGACGAAGAUGAACAAGCUGCAGGGCGGAGC